Molecule: messenger RNA, 843 nt
Organism: Lodderomyces pseudojiufengensis
Lineage: Eukaryota; Fungi; Ascomycota; Pichiomycetes; Serinales; Debaryomycetaceae
Exons: 1
Coding region: 1-843 (280 amino acids)
Source: RefSeq, a predicted model, not a curated record
AUGUCAAUACUGCGAGAAGAAGUACCGCUUAAUUGUUCAGUGUAUGAAGGAGCGUCUACCUUUAAUUUCAUAUUACUGAUUUUAAUAUCAUUUGGCAUAAUUAUAAGUUAUCUACCACAAUAUAAACGUAUAUAUGAUAAGAAAACAUCAGAAGGAUUAUCUACUAACUUCUUACUACUUGGAUCAUGUUCAUCAAUUUUCACAAUAACAAAUAUUAUUUUGAUAAGUUCAAGAGCAAGACAAUGUUGUUACAUUGGUGCUUUAAACACAUUUAAUUGUAUUAAUUCUCAAUUGAACUUAUUUCAAAUUAGUAUUCAAUGUGUUUGCGCUAUACUUAUUUUAGUAUUUGUUCUAGUCAUUACUAAACAUUCAAUCAAACAAGAUAAAGAAGAGUAUAAGAAAAUCGUUAUUGUUGGUAAAAUUGUAUUAGCUCAUGGAAUAAUCUCAUUUAUUGAAGUGAUUGUGGGUUAUACUCAUACUAAUUAUUUAUAUUCAAUAGCAAAUGUAAAUGGUUUAUUAUCAGCAGCUUUAACCAUAAUAAAGUAUGUUCCUCAAAUACAUACCACAUAUACUUUAAAACAUCCAGGUACUUUAUCAAUUGGAAUGAUGAGUAUACAAACUCCUGGUGGGUUUGUUUUCGCUUCGACUUUGAUUUUCACAAAGGGAUCUCAUUGGAGUUCAUGGGUAAGUUACCUAGUUGCGGCUUGUUUACAAGGGGUAUUGUUAUUGCUUUGUAUUUAUUAUGAAUACAUAAAGCCAAAAUAUGAUUAUGAACCUUUACCUGAUGAAUUAGAAGGUCAACAAAUUGCAAGAAUUGAAGAAGAAAAUUUGCAAAAUAAUUAA